Molecule: messenger RNA, 750 nt
Organism: Papaver somniferum (opium poppy)
Lineage: Eukaryota; Viridiplantae; Streptophyta; Magnoliopsida; Ranunculales; Papaveraceae
Product: probable DNA-directed RNA polymerase subunit delta
Exons: 1
Coding region: 1-750 (249 amino acids)
Source: RefSeq, a predicted model, not a curated record
AUGGCAAGUUCCAGUGCCUCCAAUCCGGCAGUUCCUGCCAACUCCGAUCACUACAAUCAAGCGAAAAAACUAGCUUUCUCAGUGGUGAUGAAUGAGUUAAUGAGAUUGAGGGAUGAAGUUCAGGGGGAGAUAAAUAGACGUGCAAGUGAGAUUGAUGAUCGUCAGAGAGAAGAGGAGGAAAAGAAGAGGAGAGAAGAUGAAAAGACUGAAUCGUUGUUUGCUGCUUGGGUACCGAAACAUUAUGAGAGGUCAGAUCGGAAAACAGGGGAGAGGUCUGAGAGGCAUCAGAAGGGUCCAAAAUAUGGUAGUGCAACUGAGAGUGAUUCCGAGGAAGAUUCUGCACCAAGGUUCGAGUAUCACGUGGAAGAGAUAAACACCAAUGAAGAAGGAUCUGAUGCUGCUGAGGACAGGCAAAAGAUGGAGAAGUAUCUUGAUUGGAAGUUGCGAAGAUGGUUUGAUUUUAAGAGGGACAAUCCAAGGAUAUUUGCCAGAACCAUGCAGGAAGGAGAGCCCAAGGUUGAAGAGCAGAAGCUUGUUUUGAUACAUCCCCGAACUGCUCAAGUAGAAGAUUUCAGUGACUCCGAUGAGAAUCUCCCUGAUGCCUCAAAUGGCGCUGAAGAAGAAGAUGAAAGUGAUGAGGAAGAUUCGUCUUCUGGAGAUAGUGAUACUUCUCCAGCUUCAUCGGACAACAGUUGCAGUGAACGUUAUAAGGAGGAUGAGGACUGGAGCUACGAUGAAGAGGAUUGGUAA